UCUAAAGAACCACGACGCUGACAUCCGGCGAGACAAGGCGGUGAAAAUGUAGUAAACUUUUCUACUAGACUGAAGAAUUUUCUCUGCGUAGGCUAAGUUUUCUGUGAUUUAUUGUGUUUGUAAGGCAGCUCCUUUUUCGAUGGAUCCAUCCGGAAGUAUGACAUUAAGCGGCGAAUCUGAGGAAUACUAAGCGUCGAACCGGAUAUUAAGCAGUGAUGAGCGACCAGGAUGAUCCGCUGGCUCAGCCCCAGACUACACCUCGCAGUUCACUCGGCUCGGGUGUGCUAUCGUUUAGCAAUUCUUCCAUAUCACCUUCGACGAGCUCGAGCGGCUCGCAAGGAUCGGCCAAAUCUGCCGUCAGCGAAUGUUUGGGAGCAUGGCUGAACUACUUGCAGAUCAUGAACAACCUGUGUGCCGCCGGAUAUCGCCUCGCCCAGACCAUAGCGGCCUUGGAACCAUGGGCAACACUGGACCAGGCAGGUCAACAACAGCAACAACAACAGCCCUUCAUUGCCUCGCAGAUACCUUCGCACAUGGCCUUCCAGUUCAUCACGGCCUGGGAUGAUCUGGCGCGGGCCUCGGUAGUCGCCACCAGUACCGUCAAGUCCCACAUCGUAAGCGUACUGCAGGAUUUCAAAACUCAGCCGCCUGGCUCCGUCGAGCAGGAAGGCGAACUUCAACAUAUCAGAGAAUACAACCAGCUGAUUCUGCAGGACAACGCUCAAACUAUGAUCAACCUCCAGCACCAGUUCUGCGUCGCGUCCUGUGACUCCUUCGCUCAGCUCAUGUGCUGCUACCAGUGUCAAACUCAGGUCGGCUUCCCGCAUGAUCCGGAGUGUCCGAUGAUCCAGCAUCCAAUGUCCGCGGCAGCCACCAUAGCUCGCAGUGACCAGCGAUCGCAAACUCCUUCGCCCCACUUUGGCAUGAAGAUGCAGGAGAAUCGCCUGUACGAUCGGGGUUCAGUCUCCACCCAAGGAUCCUCCGACCACGGCACAACCGCUUACGAGCAAACCCGCGGACCUUCACCGCACGACAUUCGUGGACCAAGCCCCAUCCAGGGCUACCUCGACAACAUCCGUGGACCACUCCCGAACCCAGGACAUCUCUCCGGCAUGAAGGCUCCCUUCUACCGAGGCUCGCGCAGUCCCCUCAACUUCCCACUCUUCACGCUGAACGGACAACGCCGCUGGUCGGAGGCGGCCGCCGGCGAGGUCAACUCCGAAUCCGCGCUGGACGCCGAAAGCCAGAUGCGCCGUUGGUCGAUGCCGUGGGAAGCCAAGGCGGACAAGACGACCGUCCACUGGAACCAGACCCGCAUCAUGCCCAUCUCGAAGCUGGCCGUUCCGCAGCAGUCCGCCGGGCAGAAGUCAUCUACGGGCGAUCGAAGCCAGAGCACUACGCCGGACUCGACGUGGCACUCGUCGGUCACCAGCCAGGACGGGCUGGUUGAGGCUAUUCAGUUGCUGUCUUGCCGGCCGAUAUACCGGCUGCCGCCGAUGCCUCCGGCAUGCAUCGGACCGCCGUUCGUGGAGGAACCGUCGAGCAGUACGUCGCCGAACGCCCAACAGCAACCAUCCCAGCAGCAACCCCAGCAGCCCGGCCUGUACGGCAUCUGGACCCAGCAGAACCCGCCGAGCGCCAUGUUCCGCCAGCAGUCGAUGCAGGAGCAGCAGCAGCAGCGUGGAAUGGUUCCGCCCUUCAUGCAGUACAUCCGCGAGCAGGAAGGAUCGCUCGACGAAAACCCACCGCCUUAGACUGGAUAAGGAUCCCAAAAAAAAACUUGACAAGCUUAAUCUCACAAUGAACUCGCUAUGAUAUGACCAUACUAGACGAUAUUCGGUGCAUUCUCUCAUACUCAGUGUAGUAGCUUUGUUGCUAGUCAACAGAUUGAAGGAAAAAUCUCGUAACGAUUACCAGUUUGACUCUUCAAACGAACAAAAAAUUAAGCUAGUUUGCGAGGAUUGUUUAAUGUUUUGAUGUUAAAUCUCAAAUUGAAUUCAAGUAAGCCAAAGCACAAAUCCAUGAUAGUAGUCACUAAUCGUAUAAUGUAAAAUCUAUACAUAUUAAUGAAAUCAUUGUUAUCAAUUUGUUUGAAAUUUGUGUAAAUUUUCGGUUCUACAAUAUUUUUCAUUAGGGGUAACUCAUGUGGUGUAGUGUUUUUGCUGGACUCUCCAAGCUGUUAAAUAAUUUCAUCUUACUAAAAAAAUACCGUGAUUUUCCAUUCCCCUUGAGCGUAAAU
Culex pipiens pallens (northern house mosquito) is the source of this 2239-nucleotide messenger RNA. RefSeq lists its product as uncharacterized. The coding region runs from base 216 to 1754 and encodes 512 amino acids. NCBI's taxonomy places the organism in Eukaryota, Metazoa, Arthropoda, Insecta, Diptera, Culicidae. The transcript is spliced from 2 exons. The record is from RefSeq and is a predicted model, not a curated record.